This is a messenger RNA of Gekko japonicus, 2306 nucleotides long. RefSeq names its product DDB1 and CUL4 associated factor 17 (gene DCAF17). Gene Ontology annotation, cellular component: Cul4-RING E3 ubiquitin ligase complex. Lineage: Eukaryota; Metazoa; Chordata; Lepidosauria; Squamata; Gekkonidae. The transcript is spliced from 15 exons. The record is from RefSeq and is a predicted model, not a curated record. Bases 179 to 1840 code for a protein of 553 amino acids. Gene Ontology annotation, biological process: protein ubiquitination.
GCGAAUCAGGUGGCGGGGAGGCCUGUCUGGUGGCUUUAGUUUUAAUCUAUUGCCGCCCUUUGAGGUUUUGUUCACGCGCUGUUAAUAUGUCGGACUGACCAGAGGAUGAGCAAGAAGAGCCUCCUGCUGCUUCCUGAAUGAGCCAUAAACAAGGUGGAAGCCCGAUGCUUCACAAGCUAUGUUGUCUAACUCAUCUACCUCAUCUUCUGCCACAGCAAGACCCUCCUCUACUGAUACAUUUAAACUUCACAAUAUCUGUCACCUGCUGACCAGAAGAUUGCUGGGGUUUUACACAAAUGAUGCUGGUGUUGUCUAUAGGAAAAACAUGGGGAUCCUGAGGAAGUUAAUUUGCCAGGAAAGUACAACAUUCAAGAAUGUUUGGACAACACAUUCCACAUCUCCAAUUGCUUAUCAGAGUGGAAAGAUUUAUUUUGAUAAUUAUCGGUGCUGUGUGAGCAGUGUCACACCUGAGCCAAGGAUAAUUUAUCAAAUGCCAGCGUGCUCUAAAUCAGAAAAAAUAGAGGAUGCUUUAUUAUUGGAAUGCCCUGUGGGUGGAGUGCUGCCCAGGCCAUCAGACGGCAAACCUUCCUUAGCAGUUCUGACAGCCCACAACUGGCUUUUUCGUCUCUCUGCAAGUACUGGAGAAAUAGUUGAGAGAGUAUAUCUUACACCCCACUGCAAAUUCAGAUAUCUGAGCUGGGAUACCCCUCAAGAGAUCAUGGUUGUGAAAUCGGCUCAGUGUAAGGUCCCGGCAGCUGCACGGCAGGCAGGCAUCCAACAGUCUGUGCUCUUCUUCCUUGCUGUAUUCAGAGUUCUGCCUCUUGCAUUUAUCGGAAUGCUAGAAAUUGACAAAAAAAUCUUUGGAAACAGCGUAACAGAUGCUGCCAUGUCUCAUAGAAUGCUGAUCGUGAUGCACGGUGUGGGUCUUGUCAGGCUAUAUAGCUUCCAGUCCAUCUCUGAAAAGUUUAUGACACAACAAGUGGAUUUGGAACAUGAAUGCAACUGGAACGGCAAAGCUGGGAUCGUGGGAAAAUACCCUUUUGGCGUUCCCUGUAACAUUAAAAUAACAGAUACUCCAGAUCUGCUUUUUGAGGUGUCUUCCCUGGAGAACACAUUUCAGAUUGGAGGAUACCCUUGGCAUUACAUCAUCACUCCUAACAAGAAAAGCCAAAGAGGAAUCUUCCAUGUCCGUUCUUUGAAAGACCACACUUUGGCGAAGAAUGGCAUACAGGACAUGAAGUGCUGCUCACUGGAACCUGAUUGGAUAUCUUUCCACCCGGACAGUUCUGGAAGAAUACUGCAUGUGGGACCAAAUUUGAUUAAAAUUUUGAAACUGAAGGAAACUGAUAGUGUCACAGAACAGCAGGAAGUCAAAGAAGACUUUAUCAUUGAAGCCCACAGGGAAAAUGAUGUUAACAACUCUGUAACAGUAACUUCUUCUGGUCGAGUAGUAAAGAAGCGUAUUAACUUGCUGGACGAUGAUCCGGAGCGAGAGACUUUCAAAAUUGUGGACUAUGAAGAUGAACUGGAUUUACUGUCUGUCGUGGCAGUUACUCAGAUAGGAGGCGAUGGGGCAGCUCAUCUGGACUUCCAUUGUAAUGAGAAAGGGACUCGACUCAAGCGCAUUCUUUUUGCAGAGCCUUGGGACGUGACUUACAGCCAUGAAGUUUACUUCGACAGAAAUGUGGUGCUGCACAUAGAACAAAAGCCCAACAGGAUCUUCAGCUGUUACGUUUACCAAAUGGUCUGUGGUAGUUCAAGAGAGGGUGAAGACAUCAGGAAACACAAAAGGGAGCGACGUUUUUGUAAAAAAAUGGGAAGGACCUUUGAAUGUUUUUAAAGAACCCCUGUUGUUUAGAGGCUUUGCUACAGACGGCAUCCAAAAAGCCAUAAACCACACUGGGCUAGUUAAUAACUGUUAUUCAGCUCCACCCGAAUCCCUAAAGAUAAGAGAAUUAAAAAAAAAAAAACCACCCUACUACAGUGCAACAUUAUUACUGCCCAUGACAUUACAUAAAAAAAGGAGAUGUGUGAAAAGAGACUUUUUCUUGUACUAGUUUUUGUUGACAGAAUGAUAUACAAGCUAUUCAGCUAGCUCAGGCCCUGUCUGGGGUCCAAAGAGAUUCCUGUCAUGGGUAGAAGGCUCUCCUACUCACACAAGAAAGGGUCCUCAAUCUCCUAGUCCAGCAACAGCGCCAUGCCCCCCCCCUUCACAUCUCACACUGUUUCAGAAGAGGUCCCCUGUUCCUCCACAUUAGUUCUUUCGAUGGUAUGCGGGGGGGCAGACCUGGAUGGCUCAGGCUAGC